This is a messenger RNA of Thamnophis sirtalis, 1514 nucleotides long. The record is from RefSeq and is a predicted model, not a curated record. NCBI's taxonomy places the organism in Eukaryota, Metazoa, Chordata, Lepidosauria, Squamata, Natricidae.
GGAGGCAGCUUCCAAUUUUCUUUGCAGCACAUCUCAAUACAACUACAAAUUUAUCUUGUAACCUAUGAGUACAAGCGAUUCUCGACAACCAUUGUAGGAUUAAAACUAAAGUAAAAUUAAAUAAUGAGAAGCAUGACGAAAAGCAAUUCGGAUAUCUGACUGAUGAUGCCACAUGAACAGCAGGCUGUUCUCUGCACAUGGCCCAUUUCCUUACUUGUUUGUGUUCCUGAGCAUUCCUUCUCUGCCUAGAAGUCUGUGUCACCUUCCUCUACCUCGUGUUGCUGUUCUGCCACCUGGUUAUAGGCUGCCUUCUCCUCCUGUGUGCUCAGAGCAUGAGGCUGUGAGCUCAGUCACUAGGUCCCUCCCAGGAGGCACAGCCGUACAAGCUGGGUGGAUUCCCAACAGCCAAACUUCAGGCUUCUUUCUAGCCAUUCUCAGAGUGUGAGCCUGACUCACAGCAUCCAGGUUGCAGGCUCUCUCCUUCACACAACUCGAUCUUGUAGAAACAGCUGCAUUCCUCAUGACACAAUGGCAUUGCCAUCCAACAACACAGACUUAACCUUGAUCCUCUCAAAAUUGUUAGAAGACUAUGUAGAGAAGAAAAACCACCCCAAGCCUCUACCCUUCAAUGAUUCUAAUGACCAUCUGGAAGUAGUGUUUAUACUUCUGCUGCUUGGAUUUUUUGGAUUCAUCACCUUUGGGGUCAUGAUCAGCUAUAUCCGCUCCAAAAAGCUGGAACAUUCCAAUGAUCCCUACAAUAUCUACAUUGCCACCGAUCUCUGGCAGAAGCGGGAUAAAGCCAACUUGCAGGUCAAAGUAAUAGAAAAUUAUAAAUCAUGUUGUAUAUGGAAAAAUGAGCAUGCUGUUGAACAACCUACUAAUCAUAUCCCUGAAGUGAAAUCUUAAUAACAAGAUAAAGAGACAUUGUGCUGUCCCUUCAAAAGUACCAAAGAGACAGAAGUUGGACAAUACAUUUCAAAAGCAAAGGGGUAGAACCGAUAACCUAUACAAUUGCCUCCCUUAAAUUGACGCCACACUAAUGUAUUAAAUGAAACCUUCUGGCAAUUCCUCACCCAUAUGAGCUUACUGUGUAGUAGAAGGAGUUGUUAUUUGAAGAGCUCAUUAUGAGGCACCAUGUUGGGAAAGACAGCUGUUCUAACCUAAACAGUAAAAUAUAGGAGGUAUUUGUAAGCUAUUAUUUAUCCCAACAUGGGUUUUCCACAAAAUCUGGAUGUACUAUGAAUGGAUCCUUGUUCUAGACUUCGUUCUUAUUAACAGAACAAGUAUGAAAACGUUGCUUUAGUUGGCAUUUUGCAGGUAUCUCCAUCUGACCAACAAAAAACAUGAAACUGAUUCAUAAGAGAUGGAUCAAGACCAAUGAAGUUUAAUAAAAAUCACAUAAUUUCUUUAUGUAUAAUGUAAUAUAGGCCAUCCAAAUGGCUGGGUUCUGGCAGUCACUGCUGCCGGUUCACUCAUGGGUGCACCAUGUGUAUGCGCUUGAUGCAUGCUGCACG